Cryptococcus deneoformans JEC21 is the source of this 1888-nucleotide messenger RNA. Its product is annotated as triacylglycerol lipase, putative. The transcript is spliced from 6 exons. Bases 32 to 1819 code for a protein of 595 amino acids. Gene Ontology annotation, molecular function: triacylglycerol lipase activity. The record is from RefSeq and is a predicted model, not a curated record. NCBI's taxonomy places the organism in Eukaryota, Fungi, Basidiomycota, Tremellomycetes, Tremellales, Cryptococcaceae.
GACAACCCUAUCCUCCCGUGGUCUAGCUUGAAUGCUCCCAAGAGCCCCUAGAACCCUCUACCAUCCUACCAAGGCAAUGUAUCAACCCCACAAAGUCGGCAAUUCCGCACGUCAAACGUUUAACUCACAAUCCCGUUCCGACAUUCGUCAUCAUCAACAGCCGCCAUCCACUGAAACUGCGGAUGGAGCUGCUAAGAGCAGGCGCAAAGGCAAGCAAAGAGCAGAUCCACUACUUAUUCAACCGAAUCCUGGUAAAGAGAGAGAAAUUGAGGGUUCCACUAGCUCUGUACCUGCUCUCAUAGACGAGGCAAUACACACUUCGAUAUCACCAACGUCCCUCUCCUCAAGCCUUGAAUCAUCAUUUGACAGAGCCUGUCCUUCACCCAUACCUGAACCCCCUAGGGUCCACUACCCUCCCUCUUUACGGCCGCGACAUCCUCGUCUACUUUCCCAGCUUGCAAGAUCUACGUUACCAACAGCAAGCGUGAGUUGUCCGUCCCUUGAACAACCUCAACAUGGACGGCGAUGGUCCGUAUCAGAAAGCAUGGUCAUAGGAGCAGGUGAAGGGUCGAGCUUAUGGCAAAGGUCGGUGCCUACCACAGCACUGUCAGACGAACCUUUUCCUGAUCUUGAUCCUACCACCGGCUUGCCUCUGGAACUAUCGUUUCAUCGUAGAGGUUCUGCGUCUUCAGACACCCCUUCUCUACACCUUCAAAGAACGAUAACUGGGCUUUUAUCGGCUCCCACUGCCAAGUCGGCUGGAGAGUCGUCUGUGGCGAACAUGAUGCCCAACUUUAAUUUCUCUCUCCCUCGCGUGUCUUUUCCGUCGAAGCCUAGUCUAGAUUUUGGGAAACGAAAUUUCUCCACAUCUUCGUCACAGGAUGACUGGGGCUCUUGGGCGAGUGGAUGGUGGAGUGGGAAUAAAGGAAAAGUAGAUCAGAUGAUGAGCGAGGAAGACAAGGCAGACACUGUUGAAGAAGAGCAAGAAAAGCUAAGAAAGAAAUAUCGGUCUCCGAAACACCCUGUGGUGUUCUGUCACGGCCUUUUGGGAUUUGAUUAUCUCGGCCCGGCUAGUAUGCCCCCUCUUCAAAUAUCCCAUUGGAGGGGUAUAAGGGAAGUAUUAGAAUCAAAUGGCGUAGAAGUCUUGAUUGCUAGAGUGCCUGCUACUUCUUCUAUCAAAGACCGCGCUCGAAUCCUCGCGGAUUUCAUCUCGGAGAAAUAUCCAGGGCGGGAGAUCAACCUGGUAGGACAUAGCAUGGGCGGGCUUGACUGCCGAUAUCUUGUAUCUCAGAUCAAAGACAAGUCAUUCAAGCCAAUCUCGCUGACGACCAUCUCCACCCCUCACCGUGGCUCACCCUUUGCGGACUAUUUGAUUGAUAACGUCAUUGGACGUGAGCGGCUACCGUCACUACUUGGGCUGUUGGAAACAAUGCGUCUCCCACAGUCCGGUGACGGCUCGGCCUUCAGUGCUCUGGGUACGAACUCGAUGAAAGAAUUCAAUGCGGAAGUGGUUGACAGCGAAGACGUCAAAUACUAUUCAUGGGGUGCGAGUUUCGAGCCGGGGUUGCUUGAUACUUUUAAAUGGCCUCAUUCCAUCAUCUACGCAAAGGAAGGAGCAAAUGACGGAUUGGUCUCUGUCCAUAGUGCAAUGUGGGGUGAAUAUAGGGGCACCCUGGUGGGAGUGAACCAUUUAGACUUGGUCGGAUGGGUCAACACGGUUAGAUAUGCAGUAGCUGGGUGGACGGGAAAGCCAAUAGCUUUUAAACCUGCUACUUUUUACCUCGAGGUCACCGACUACCUGGCGGAGCAAGGUUUCUGACCAUUGCUCGAGAACUGCCUCGAAUCUUGAUUUAAAGAAAAGAAGAAAGGUGGCGAAACUGCAAAUGCA